AUGGUACCUCUCAUCCUUGCGUACCAUGGCCUCACUGUGCCUCUGAUCGUGAUGAGCAUUUUCUGGGGCUUCGUGGGCAUUCUCGUGCCCUGGUUUAUCCCCAAGGGUCCUAACCGGGGAGUUAUUAUCACCAUGUUGGUGACAUGUUCAGUUUGCUGCUAUCUCUUUUGGCUGAUUGCAAUUCUGGCCCAGCUCAACCCUCUCUUUGGACCACAGUUGAAAAAUGAAACCAUCUGGUAUCUGAAGUACCACUGGCCUUGAGAAUGAAGACAGCUCCACAGUGCCCAGGCACUGAGGUCACAAAGAGAAUGCCUUUUAGAUGCAAAAUCACCUCCA
This is a messenger RNA of Chionomys nivalis (European snow vole), 336 nucleotides long. RefSeq names its product V-type proton ATPase subunit e 1. Gene Ontology annotation, molecular function: proton-transporting ATPase activity, rotational mechanism. The transcript is spliced from 2 exons. Gene Ontology annotation, biological process: proton transmembrane transport. Bases 1 to 261 code for a protein of 86 amino acids. Lineage: Eukaryota; Metazoa; Chordata; Mammalia; Rodentia; Cricetidae. Gene Ontology annotation, cellular component: proton-transporting V-type ATPase, V0 domain. The record is from RefSeq and is a predicted model, not a curated record.